Molecule: messenger RNA, 1914 nt
Organism: Clupea harengus (Atlantic herring)
Lineage: Eukaryota; Metazoa; Chordata; Actinopteri; Clupeiformes; Clupeidae
Gene: hnrnpca
Product: heterogeneous nuclear ribonucleoprotein C a
Cellular component (GO): nucleus
Molecular function (GO): RNA binding
Source: RefSeq, a predicted model, not a curated record
UGUCCCUGCGCCAUUUCGUAAAGGGAAAACGCAUGGCGUUCAUUUAAUGUACAGAGUCGAUACUUGUGCCCACUACAUAAUUUGUAGAUCCUUCCGAAAUAUUCAUUUUAAACUUUAAGAUUUUGUGUAAUUCGUGGGGGCCAAGAGCUGCUCUCUGAGAAGGUACUACUGGGAGUUGUAGUUUUGGCUGAGCACACCCCCAAGACCCCUGCCUGCAUACACUGGUCCCGUCCUCAGUGACAAAGAACUUACAGGCAGGACAGACGACCUCCCUGCACACAGGCACUAUGGAGGAAGUGCCAGGCCAAGAGAUGGACUUAGACCCACUGAUGCCAAGUCGCUCGCCUUCCGUCAGCAGCCUGAUGGCCAGCAACGUGACCAACAAGACGGACCAGCGCUCACUCAACUCGCGGGUCUUCAUCGGCAACCUCAACACCAUGCUGGUGACCAAGGCCGACGUGGAGGCCAUCUUCAGCAAGUACGGCAAGAUCGUGGGCUGCUCUGUGCACAAGGGCUACGCCUUCGUGCAGUUCGCCAACGAGAGGAACGCCCGGACCGCCGUGAAUACUGAGGACGGCCGCAUGGUCGUGGGGCAGGUGCUGGAUAUUAACUUGGCAGGUGAGCCCAAACCACACCGGUCAAAGACCACAAAGCGUUCUGCAGGAGACAUGUACAGUAGUCCAACAUUUGAGUUGGACUAUGACUUCCAGAGAGAUUACUACGACAGGGUGUACUCGUACCCGUCCCGUGUGCCUCCCCCACCGCCGCCCCUCCCGCGCGCAGUCAUCCCCUCCAAGCGGCCACGUGUUAGUAUCAGCAGCGGGGGCACCCGCCGCACCAAGUCCAACUUCUCCUCCACGUCCAAGAGCAGCCAGAGGACUUCCUCACGCAACAUGAAAGCAGAUGAUGUGCAGACCAUCAAAAAAGAGCUGACGCAGAUCAAACACAAGGUGGACUAUCUGCUCGAGAGCCUGGACCGUAUGGAGAAGGAUCACGGCAAGAAGUCAGAAGGUAAGGGUGCCAAGGCGGAGGCAGGAGAGGUGUCCUCCCUGCAACACUCCAGCAGUAAGAAGGAGCGCGAGCCUCAGGAGCUCAACGACUCCGAGGAGGAGGGAAACCUGCUGGAGGAGGAAGAGGAGGAGGAGGAGGUGAAAAGCCAAGGAAGAGAGAAUGAGGAGGAAGAGGAGGAAGGCGAGGAGGUGGAGGAACAGGAGGAAGGGGAGGAUGAUGGAGACAGUGUCAAUGGAGACGACUCCUAAAGCUACAGAAGGAGCGUGAACGAAUACACACAGACACACACACAAACAAAUUACAAUUAAAGUGGAGUUUCACGAUUCCUGUUUUAUCAUUAACACUAAUGUAGUGCACAUGCAUGUUCUCUGACACACUCAUACUCACUCACACACACACACACACACACACGCACACACACACCUACUCCUCAAGGUGACUUGAAGUCCUUGGAAUGAAUCUCUCCUGUCUUUCCCCAUUCCAUUUGCUUUUACAUGUCUUGGCAUCUCUCUACUGUCUUUUACUACCAGUAGGACUCACACUCGUUGGUUUGUGUGUGUGUGUGUGUGUGUGAGAGAGAGAGAGAGAGAGAGAAUAAUGGGAAGAACGUGUGUGAGCAUGUUAUUCUGUUUUUGACCAGCAGAGGGAAUGAAAGUGGUUGUGUGCUGUGGAAACCGGAACUGGUCAGCAAGAGGCUUGUUCCUAGGCAUAUAUUUUAAUGGUGUAAAACAAAAUCUCUGUUGUCAAUGUCUUGAAUGAAAAUGCUAUCCUGUUUCUUUUUUUUAUGUUUGUGUUUUCAGAAAAUGGUGCAUAAGUUAGUGUCAUCAUAGCUUCAUGUCUUUUUAUAUAUUAUCUGGUUUCACUUGUACUGUAAAGAAAUAUUUCAAUAAAAUGUCCAAAGUU